AUGUCAAUGCGAAGGUCAAUGCGUAUGUCGCAGGGGUAUCUUCUUCGCACGAUUAUCCCACAGCAACUGAACAGUUACAAAGCUGUAUUAAAUUAUGUGAAUGGGAAUUCCUAUAUAAUCAAUGAUGUCUUAGACGAUAUGAAAAGUGGAAUUCCUCUGACUCUCUUCUUACAAACAGUGACUGGGAAAACUGUAAAACGGUUUAAUAUGAAACCAAAUGGACAAAUACAAGAGAAAAACAAUGUCAACGUCCUCACCGACUUUUUGAGGGAAAAUGGAUUUCUAAUGAUUACGUCAUCCAACUUCAUCGAAAAGAGUGACCAAGCUAUUCAAAAGUUUUUGGCGUGUCUUAUUAAGAAAUAUUGGUUCAAAGACUAUGAUGUCACCCCAUCUACUUUCGAUAAGUGGGCAACUCGUGUUGUUGGAAAAGAUGUCAAUAUGAGGGUGGACUACCCUAAUAUCAAUAUAUGGCGAGACAUUACUAACUAUUUUAAAACAAAUGCCGUCACCCCAGAUAUGUUCAAUAAGACUGAUGUGGAGAAUUUCGAAGUGUGUUUUGAGACUAUGGAGAGCGUUAUUGGCAUUCCACAUGUCAUCGAUGCAAAAGCAGUACAAGAGGGAAUGGCUAGCGACGACGCAUUAUCAAUUUUACUCAGCUUCAUUGUAAGAAAGGAUGAACGAAGAACAAAAGAUGAUGAAGUUGACUUCAUGGUGUUUGAUGUGACUAAAGUGGAGAGCGUUCCUAACACAAUUAAGAUUUCUACGUGCUCAACACCAGCAGCCACUCCUGUCAAAAAGUGGUCAAAUCGACCAAAAACAACGUGUUACACAGAACAACAACUCUUAACGUCGUCACUCUUUGGACCAGUACCUACUUCACCUUUAUCUGCAGAACACUCGCCAUUACCAGUUGGAGAGUCACAGCCAGUUUCUGUGGGUUCGCCAGAACUCGAUGAAUCGCCAACAAAACACCACAACAAAAGAAUAUCUCUAACCCAUUCUCAAUCGUUUUGUAACACAGCACAAGUGAAUGUGGCAGAACAGUUGAAAAAAUCACAAAAAGAAUGCGAAACCCUAGCCAGUGUUAUCACAAAGUUGAAGAAAGACGCGGAAGAAAAGGAAAAGCAAUACACCGACCAAAUCAGGUUUUUAGAGGGGAGACUUAACACCGUGCAGAGUCGUUGUGGAUUUGUUGUUAAAGACGAGAAGGUGAUCAACCAAAAACUUAAAGCGUAUAACACAAUACUUACUUCACAAAAUGAGACUUUAAGAGGCGACUACGAAGCCAAUCCGGAAACGAUUGAUCUUCGAAAUAAAGCAAAAGAACGCGAUAAAUUGGCCAGUGAAGUCGAAGAGAAGACUGCAGCAGUUGGGCAACUUGAAGGGAAAAUGAUGGCGAUAGUUGGGAAGAUGGGGAAAGUCAAAGAAAAGUUCCAGGAGCAACUCGACAUGGCGCUUAAAGAGAAGGACCAAAAUAUCGAGGAAAUGAAAAAACAAGACAAAGACCAGAAAAGUGAAAUGGUGAGACAGACGGGACUUUUGAAUGAACAAGUUGGGAAAUUAGAGAAAAGAAAACAGGAAAUGAUGUUCAUGUUGGAAAUGGUACAAAGUGUUCGAGACGAACUUGAAGUAAAGACAAAACAACUUGAAGAAGAAAUCAAAGAGAAGGAUUCUGUUAUUACAAAUAACAAAGAAAAAAUUGAUCAAAUGAAUAAAGUUGGAGAAGAACAAAAAUUGAAAAUUGUUGAAAUGGAAAAGGAAAUUGAAAUGGAGAAAAUAAAGAAGGAGGAAAGCAACAAAAAAAUAAAGGAAAUGGAAGAGAACGCAAUUAGGAAAGAAGAAGAAACAAAUAAAAUGAAAAGUAAUUAUGAAACGAGUAACAACGAACUUAAAGAGAAAUUAGAAGAAGAUGAGAAAGCAAAGAAAGAGAGAGACGAAAGAAUAAUUAAAAUAGAAGAAGAGAACAAAAAUAAGAAUGAUGAAAUUGAGAAGAUGACAAAUGAAUUGAACAGUGUCAAUCAAGAAAAGGAAAAACUUGGUGCAGAAUGUGAUUGUAUGAAAAAAACGAUGGCUGAACUUGAAGAGAACUUGAAGAAAGAACAACAACAAAACAGUGAUAACAACACAAGGAACAAAGAGAAAAUUGACAAAAUGCAACAACAAAUUGACAAUGAAAAAGCAAACAAUGAAACACUCAAAAAACAAAAUGCAGAACUUGAAGAAAUUGCAAAAUUGAACGAAAAUGAAAUCAAAGAACACAAAGAAAUGAUCAUCACACUCAACACCAAAAUAGCUGAAAAUGAGAAACAAAUUGAUGAAAACAACAAAAAUGCAAGUGAAGAGUCAAAACGUUUACAAUUGGUAAUAGAAGACCGAGUUGCUGAAAUAACAAAACUCCAAAAUGAAGUGAUUGCGUUGAAACAAGAAAAUGAAACAGUUGAACGUUCUCAACAAAAACUUCAAGACGAGUUGGAUGAGAAAUUAAGAAAUGUAACUCAACAACUUGGAGACACUAAAAAUCAAAAAAGAGAAAUUGAAGACAAAAAUCAAACACUCCAAUUUGAUUUGAUGAAAGAGAAAGAGAUUUCAAAACAACUCCAAAAUGACAAUGAGAAAGUCAAAGGUGAAAUUGACAAAUUACUAAAUGAGAAAACCAAAGUCGAAGAGCAAUUUAAGACAAUGAGUGAAGAAAACAAGAAGAUUGCAAAUGAAAUUGUUGCGACUAAACAUGAAGUUGAAAAGAAAGAAGAAAGUAUGAUGAACACAAUCAAAACAGAACAAGAGAAAACAAAGAAACUAAAUGAAGAGUUGGAAAAAUGUCAAAACGAGAAAGAACAAAUUGCUCAUCAACUCAUAACUACAGAAGAAGAGAAAGACAAAAUUGAAAAAGAAAUGGCUUUGCAGAAAGAAAAGACAACACAACAAGAGAUGGCACUAAAAACAAAAGAAGACGAAUUCAAAAUUGCGACUAAAAAGAUUGAAGAAAUUGAGAAAGAAAAGAAAGAAGCACAUGAGAUAAUUGAAAACAUCAAAAUGUUAAAAAAUAAUUUGGAAGAGAAAGUUAAAAUAUUACAAACUGAUCUCACUAAAAUUCAAGAUGAAAAAGAACAAAUUGAAAAUGAGAAGAAAACAUUGUCAGACGAGUUGGAAAAGACAAAAGAAGAAAAUGAAAACAUCACUCAAAAACUUCAAACAACAACAAAUGAGAAAGUGGAGUUGGAAAAAACAAUUGAAAAACAAAAUGAAACAACAAAACAACUACAAAAUGAACUGAAAAACAAAAAUGACAAUCUGGAGAAAGUGAAUCAACAACUCGAAGAGACAACAAAACAAAAGGAAGAUGCAGAAAAGAAAAUUAAUCAACAAGAAGAACAACUCAAUAAAACAAAACAAGAGAAAGAUGAAUUAGAAAACAAAUUGAAAGAAGAAAAAGAAAACUUUGAGUUAGCAACAAAACAACGCAAAGAAAUGACAUCACAGAAAGAAGAAGCUGAACAGAAAUUGGAAACAGUUAUUGCAACUCAAAAAGAGAAAGAAAAACAAAUGAAUCACGAAUUGGAAAAAGCAAAGAACGAGAAUGAUGAACUGAAAACCACGUUAAAUACACAGGAAGAGAAACUGAAAGAAGCAGAAAUAACACUAAAUGAAAUGAAAAGUAAUAUCAAAAACAUUGAAGAACAACUAACAAAAACAAAUGAUGAGAAAAUGAAAGUAGAAGGUGAAUUGAAAAAUGCCAAAAAGGUUGAAAUUGAAUUAAACAGAGAGAUUGACACACAAAAGGAAAACAACAAGAAACUUGAAAGUUUAACAACUGAACAAAUUGAAAAAAUUGAAAAUUUGAAGAAAUCAAAAGAACAAAUGGAAAACUAUUAUCGAGUUAUGGAAGACACACUGAAAGCUAAAAAUAUACAACUUCAAGAUUAUGAUAAAUCGCAAAAGGAGCUCCAAACACAAUACAACGGACUGAAGUCCAAAAUUGAAGGUGUUACUUCCGAACUUGAUACAACAAAAGAAGAGAAAAUGAAAUUAGAAGAACAAUUUGCAAAUUCUAAAUUAUCAGAGAAAAAACUGUGUGACAAUUUGGAAGCUCAAAAAGUGCUCAACAACACACUUGAGAAUGGUAUUAAUGAAAAAGAGAAACGUGUCACCGAAUUAACAAAGCAACUUGAAGAAGUGACUCGGCAAAAAGUAUCUUUUGAAUCACAAAACAAAGAGCUGCAAACACGACUCUAUACAGAAAAAGAAAUAACACAGAAGUUGAAUGAUGAAAACGAAAGUUUAAAGAGUGCAAAAGAAGUGACAGAAAAGGAAAAGAAUGAAUUGAUGACACAAACACAAAAAUUGGAAAAUGAAACUCAAAGACAGAAAGAACAAAUUGAAUUGUUGCAAAGAGAGCAAGUGGAUGGUGAAAAUAAGAAGAAUGAAAUUGAAGCGAUUUUGGCAUUAACAAACAAUCAGUUGGAAAACAAUGAAAAGGCACAAAAGGAUCUUCAGAAUGAAAUUGUCAAACUUAAAGAAAUUAUUCAUGUGUUGGAAUCCGAUCUUACUCAGACAAAAGACGACAAAUCAAAAAUUGAAGAACAACUUAAUUUGGUCAAAAUUGAAAGAGACAAAACGAGUGGAGAACUAUCAAAUGAGAAAGAAACGAAUGGUAAAUUGAUGAAUGAACUUAACUCGUCGAAAACAAAGAAUGAAAAGCAAGAAACAGAAAUUCAAGAACUCAACACUCAACUUAACACCCUUCAAAAAGAAAAUGAAGAAAUGAAGAAAUUGAAAGAACAAGUUGAAAUCGAAAAGAAAAAAGUUGAAGACACUUUAAGAGAAACUGUGUCGCAAUUAAAACACACCGAAGACGAACAAAGAGAGUUGCAACGCCAAUUUGAUAACUUAAAAAUGGAAAAGAACAAUUUAAAUGAGGAAUUUAAAGAAGAACAUGAUAAAGCAAAAGAACAGUUGAAACAAUCACAAUCAGAAAAUGAAAAACUUGUACAAACCAUGGAAAAAAUAAAGACCUCAGAAACCAAGUUAACAGAAGACUUGAAAAACCUUUGUGAACAGAACAAAAACACUGAAAACACGAAUCAAGAUUUGGUGUGCCAACUCAAAGCAGCAACAGAAAAAGUUGAAGAGAUGAAUAAAAAAGAGUUGGUAAAUAAUAUAAAAAUAGACGAGUUGGUAGAAGAGAACAAAAACUUGACAAAACAAAAAGAAAGUCUUGAAGAGAACAUCAAAAAACUUGAGAAAGAUAACCACACACAAUCCGACAAAAUUAUUGAUUUGAAUAAAUUGAACGAACAAAUUGAAAAUGAAAAGAAGGCGAUUGAAGGGACUUUGGUUGUUAAGAAUACACAAAUUAAAAAUAUUGAAAAGGAAAAGAAAGAACUUUUGCAGAAGAAUGAAACGAUUUGUUCACAACUGGAUAAGACACAACAAGAGAAAAUAAAAAAUGAGGAAGAACUUAAAAACCUACAAAAAGACAAAGAGAGGGUUGAGAGCGAUUUGUUGGGUGAAAGAGAUAACACAACAAAAUUAAAUGAAGAAUUGGACAAGACAAAAAGAGAGAAGGAAAAUGUAAAAAAUGAACUCAAUGCAAUGAAAGAGGAAAGAGAUGGCAUUGAACAUAAAAUGGACGAAAUGAUGGUUAAAAAUGAAAUAACAAAUUCACAACUUUUGGAAGAACAAAACAAAAAUUCUGAAUUGACGAAAACACUGGAGGAAACACAAAACGCGAUGAGAGAAAAAGAGAAGAGGAGUAACGAGGAAAUUGCAAAGAAGAAUGAAAACAACGAACAAUUGCAAAAGGAGUGUAACUUAUUGAAUGAAAAAGUUGUGGUAAUGAAUCAAAACAAUGAAAUGAUAAUGAAAGAAAAGAAGGAUGUAGAAAACACACUUGAAAAUGUUGAGAAAGAUAAAAGUGAAUUAGAAAGACAAUUGGAAGAAAUUAAAAGUAUAAACGAAGGGUUUGUUAAGAACAUCCAAAACUUGGAACAAACAAAUACAAAUGUGAACGAUGAGUUGGAAAAAACCAAAAACGAGACCAAAGGAAUUGCAGAAGAAUUGUCGAAAGCAAAUGCAGAAUUAAUUCAAACAAAAGAAGAACUGAACAAAACAAAACAUGAAAUUGGCGAGAUGAAAGAAUUGGUGGAAAAAAGUGAACAGAAUAAUCGAAGUGUCAUAUCGGGUCUCAACAAAAAGACUGAAACACUUGAAAAUGAGUUGAAAGAAAAGAAAGAAGAAAUUGUUGUUUGUACAAAGGAUAUUCAAGAAAAGGAAAAACAUUUGAAAGAACUUAAAGAGAAAUUAGAAGAAGAUGAGAAAGCAAAGAAAGAGAGAGACGAAAGAAUAAUUAAAAUAGAAGAAGAGAACAAAAAUAAGAAUGAUGAAAUUGAGAAGAUGACAAAUGAAUUGAACAGUGUCAAUCAAGAAAAGGAAAAACUUGGUGCAGAAUGUGAUUGUAUGAAAAAAACGAUGGCUGAACUUGAAGAAAUUGCAAAAUUGAACGAAAAUGAAAUCAAAGAACACAAAGAAAUGAUCAUCACACUCAACACCAAAAUAGCUGAAAAUGAGAAACAAAUUGAUGAAUAUCAACACAACGAACAAAUCAACAACACCAAAAUAGAUGAAUUGAACAAACUUAACAAUGAACUGAAAAAUGAACUUGAUGAACAGAAUAUCCAAACAAAUACAAAAGAAGAUGAACUGAACAAUGAAAUAAACAAACUCAAAUUAAAACUCGACGAAUCUGAAAAGAUAAGUACAUUAGAAAAGGAACAACUCAUUAAAUCAAACGAAGAACAAAAGAAAAACAACGCAAUUCAAGUCGAUGAACUCAUAAAAGCCAAAAACCAAAUCGAAGAUGAAUUUAAGAAGUUGUCUGACACGAUCAAAAGGUACAAAGAGAAUGUCGAAGAGUUUGGUGUUUUAGAAGAAGAAGAGAGGCGGGAGUUGUUUACUUCUCUUGCGCUUGCUUUCAAGUUUUUGUUAAGUCAACAGCAGUGCAAUACCAUCAAUGUCACGGAGUUAUAUGACGAGAUCUUACAACAAAAAGUACCAUUGAAAGGAUGGAACACAUGGCUACAUAAGAGAAUAACACUUCGGAAUUAA
This is a messenger RNA of Entamoeba invadens IP1, 7104 nucleotides long. Its product is annotated as centromeric protein E, putative. The record is from RefSeq and is a predicted model, not a curated record. The coding region runs from base 1 to 7104 and encodes 2367 amino acids. The transcript has a single exon. Gene Ontology annotation, molecular function: protein binding. NCBI's taxonomy places the organism in Eukaryota, Evosea, Mastigamoebida, Endamoebidae.